AUGACGGUGCAGUUCGACUACGGUGACGUCUUCUUCAACGAGACUCUCUACGUGGCGGAUGCGGUGUCCUACCUCGGAUGCUCGGCCUCCACGUGCAGCAGCUCUUGUGACAGCAGCACGCCCUUCACCGGGACCACCUGCUACGAUAACCAGACCUGUCUCAACAUGACCCAGGGCUACGUGUACGACAAGGCGACCCUCACGGCGGGAGACAACAAGUUCUACGCCCUGACCUUCCCGCCGUGCUCCAACCUGAUCGUACUGGCCUUCCCCUCGUCGGGCAGCGUCGCGCUGUACAUGGGCCAAGACUCGGUGGUCUACCCGUCGGGCAGCGGCUACUACUGGGGCAGCAGCGCGGGCAACAGCCGGCCGGUCCCCAGGUCCUUCUGCUGCGGGCAGGGCAGUCCCAACUUCGACGCCAACCAGCCGCUCUUCAUCAACGUCUACGCCAACUCCAACGUCACCUACGAGCUCUUCAUCUACGACAUGAACGAGCUGCUUCCCGCCAAGUAUUUCUAUCGAUACAUCGACAUGACUGUCACCUGUGGAGACUCGGAAUGCUCGACGUGGAGCGACCCCUCCUGUACCAACACCGGCAUCACCCUUCCCUCCAACGAAACGGGCAUGCACUACCUGGCCAUGCGCGGCAAAGACCCGCUCCCGGGUGUUCAGUUUGAGAGCAACGAUGCACAGGUGUCGUUCUGGAGGCAAGUCGAAACGGUCUCGCCCCAUCAGCUGCUCGAGGCCUACGAGCCCUCGUUGGCAAACUGCAGCGUCUCCUUCGUCAACCUUGUCAACGCUGAUGGGGAGAGUGUGGCAGAGAGCGCGCCCUUGGAGCUGUACGAGCCUGAGUGCGACGAGAUUAAGUUCGAGGCAGCCGUAGCCGGUCUGCACAGUCUCAAUGCCCUCUACGACACUGCCACCAGCAACGACAACUUCUACCAGCUUCUCUUCUAUUCCAACGCCUUUGUUGCCACUGAUGGGUGGUUCGGCUGCAAGUCGUGGGUCGACCAAUCGUUUGUGCGGAAGAAGGCAACGUACAACACCACACAGAGCAGCAUCCGUUGCUCAUCGGUCGAUCCAGCGUUCAACGCCACCACCGACCCCUGCUGCAACAACCUUGGGCUGACCAAAGACUUCAUUGCGAUGGGCAGGCUGUUGUUUGAGGACAACUGCGUGGCACGGGAGAUCGACUACGCUGUGACCACCUGCGAAGCUGUGCAAGCGCGCGUUGAGGCAAUGUGCAGCUCGGAACCGGGCUGCAUGUACCUCUCCCUGGAAGACUAUGCUGCUUCGAUGGAGUUCGAAGACGACCCCACGCGCAACUGCGCCGCCAACAUCAUCGACGCCGGAGGGUUCCGAAGUCAGGAUCAUGGCGGGGACUGUGAAGCGCGAUUGCUGGGCACCUACUGCGACUCGGUCAUCGACUGCCCCAAAGGCCAAGCCUGCUCGGUGUUUCGCCGCUGCGCGAUUCCGUGCCAGGUGGACUCCGACUGCCCCACCAACUCUACAUGCCAGUGGGGCGGGGCGUGCUCCCAUGUGCCGCUCGAUGUGGCCGCACAGAAUGCCCUCCUCGCCGAGUGUGUUAUGGAGAAGAUGAGCGACGAGGAGAAGAACUACAUUCGCGCUCAGUGGGGCCUGACCGACGCGCAGUCAGAAGGCUUGGCUUUCUUCGACGUCUUCGUUGCCAACGUGACCGCACCGACCUGCAAGGGCGGACCGGAGAUCGACAUGUACUCGCGCACGGGACAUUGCGAAGGCUCGCCCAGCUGCAACUGGGCACCGGACUACUACUGCGAGUCCAACUGCGAGAACAAGACCUAUGCAACGACCCCCGCUGAACCGGACCACUUCUGCGGGCUGUGCUCUGCCGAGGAUCCCGAGUCCUGCUUCGAGGUGUCGCAAUACUGGGGUUGUUACAUGACGGGAGACAAGAACAUCAUCGACAACGGGAAAGGCUGUGAGUGGUUCAAGAUGCUCUUCUCUCCGGACGUAUACUCAACUGACCUGUCUGUGUCGUCUCAGAACUACAUCGACCAAGAGUGCGUCUUUGACAUGGGGCUGGUGACUUCAGCCCAUCUGUGUCUGACUUCAUCGUCCUACGGCACCGUCAACAAGUGGUUCUUGGGCGACUGUGAGUACGUCCGGCUGGAGGUCGAUUCCUACGGCCAGUCUCGUUACGUGUGCGAUAGCUACUGCCACCUGCACAGCACGGCCACGGCCAACUACGAGCUCCUGUGCAACCCCCAGGUCUGCGAGGACCUGUUUGGCGGCCCGUGGAACCCGGUGGCCCAGUCCUGUGUGCUGAAAUCCUACCAGAGCUAUUCCGAGUGCCUGUUCAGUCCCUACGGUUCCCUGCUCUAUUGGAACCACGAGUUCGCAUGGAACCUGCCUGCGCUCGACACGGCCAGCUCCUGCACCGCCGGGUCGUGCUUCCCGCACGGUCCUGGCAUCGAUCAAACCGACUGCGAGGCCGCAGGGGCAUGCGACGACGCCGAACUGACCAACCCGCUGCUGUACCGGAACGUGACCACCGGCGAUCCAUUCGACCCCAUCGAUGGAGUGUGCGUGUAUCCGUUCCAGCUGGAGGCCGACUCGUUCGGCGUCACGGUGUCGUGCCCCGAGUGGGCCAAGCAGGGCCGCGUGGGGUGUAUCGACUACCACGUGUACUCCGAAGCCGACUGUCUUGCCUCGGUCCCCAAGUACGGCACCCCGCGGUGGAUGCGGUCGGCCGCGACCCAGGGCGACUGUCUGGCCUACGGAAUGGGCUGUCUCGAGGAGACGUACACCUACGCCGAGAGCGUGAUGGGUAACCCCGGCACGGCCUUCCUGUCGCCCAAGAACGAGAGCGCCUGCUUGGCUGCCGGAGGCACUCCCACGCCCUACUACAACUGGCAUCAGGGCACCUGGUACUGCGCACGACAU
This is a messenger RNA of Acanthamoeba castellanii str. Neff, 2925 nucleotides long. RefSeq lists its product as uncharacterized. The annotation marks the transcript as partial. Lineage: Eukaryota; Discosea; Longamoebia; Acanthamoebidae. The transcript has 21 exons. The record is from RefSeq and is a predicted model, not a curated record.